Messenger RNA from Caenorhabditis sp. 36 PRJEB53466, 4441 nucleotides. Lineage: Eukaryota; Metazoa; Nematoda; Chromadorea; Rhabditida; Rhabditidae. The record is from the annotation of a GenBank genome assembly.
AUGCUAGGAUUGCGUCGAAACUCUUCGCCGACCACUCACUUUCCUCCUGUCCCUCGUAUACACUCCGGUGAGUCUAAUUUCCGUUUAGGGCUAUAUACGUUUUCUAAUCAAGACUUUACACGUACCGCACACGAAUGGUUCUCUGAAAAAGCGUGUCUUUUUUCCAAAUAAGUUUUUUUGCUUCUUGUAUCUACUCCUAAUUUGUGUUCCAUAAUCGUUUGAACGUGUCACAAAGUUCGUACAGCAACGUACGUGCCGAUUUCAAGAAUGAACAAGCGGUUCCCAUAACAUUUUUCCGCCGCCAAACAGUUUUGAUUGUUUUGGUUUGCGAGAGCGUAGGCAAGGAAUUACUUUUCGCGGACGCGUAUAUAAAAGCACAUUCUCCCUCUUUCUCGUCAUUUCAUCCCGCUGCUCGUUUCCAGGUGACGACCAACACCAUCACGAAGCAACAGCAAGUGGAUCGACGUGUUGCGGAGGAUCUGCGAUGACAGGUGAGGGAGGACGAGAGGAGAGUGUGCAUCUGAAGAACGGGUGUUCAGUGUUUACAGGCGUCAAUGCGGCCAAAUCGACAAACGAGUCGGCAGGAUCGGCGAGUCCGACUGUCUGGCGGAAAACAUCUCAUCCGCCGUUACAUUUCAACAACAACGAAACACGCAACCGGAACCUUCAGAUGCAGUUGAAGAAUCGUGGAACGAAAGACGAUUGGGGAGCAUCGCUGCGAUACGAUAUUGAAGAACCGGUGGGUUUCGGAAUGGUUAAACGUGGGAAUGUUGUUCAUUCGGUUCACACAUAUGAAUUGUUCCGUCGUGGCAUUCACUCAACUAUUGACUAGUAUGUGUGUCCAUUCCGUAGUCGCCUUCAUUUCUCAACCAGCAACACGCGCAUGAAAUAUCUGCCACGUCAUCAGCAUAUCCUGAUUCCGCCUCUCGUUUUCCUUCGUACAUUUUUUCGUAGUCUUACUAUGGUGGCGCUAAGGGAGAGACUAUAGUCAGAACACAUGUGACGCCACUUUCAUUUCCCAAUUCUCUUUUCAGAGCUCCUCCAGCUUCACAGAGUUGCUCCCCGACGUGCCGAUCGUUCGUAAACUAAGCCGUCCGAUUGCCAAAAUAGACGAGAUUGCGGAGACAAGUUCAAUAGCGUCGAAUGUCUCGGACCGAACCGUGCUCUCCCCGCUUGUUCCCAUGUCUAUAUUUGACAAGUUUCUCUGUCUGACAGGCAACUUGAGCGCACUUGUCAGUUGCAUAAUAGCAGAAGCGAAGAAGAAUACGGGAGCAGAAGAGUGAGUUGUGCAUAAUAGAUAUUCGAAAAUACAAAUAUUUACAGCUAUGCUGUCUUCCUGUACGACGAAGAUAACAAGAUGAUGGUUCUUUUCAACAACGAGUCGAUGCUCAUGACCGGAAAGAGAUUCGAUUUGGGCUACGGAAUUGUCGGUCGAGUGGCUCACACGCUACGGACCAUGAACGUUCCGGAUGUGAACAGAUGCCCCUUCUUCCACCCGGAAAUUGACGAACAGUUCGGGAUCAAGGCUCGCAACAUGAUCGUAUUCCCGCUCAUUGACAGCUCAGGUGAGGCCUUCGCUCUCUCGGAUCUUUCUUGUUUUCCGGUUUUCGAUAGUGUCUGCAUGACAAAUGGGUCUCUUCUCUGCCUUUUUUUACUGAACUGAAAAUGAAUUCUGCGGCUGCUCUUUGACACGUUUUUUACGACACCGACAUCAUUGCCGCAUCAACGGCCGCGAGAAAAUAAUGGGAUAAUAAUUUAUGGGAAUGAGAAGAGCGAGGAGAUUGUGUAACAGAAAGAGAGUCGAAAGGAAGCCGCGGUUGAAAUUUCGGAAGCGUUCCAGAGUGUUCUGAUCUCUCAGAAGAGGAUUAUAGCCGAAGGACUUGUUGGAUAUGAUUUGAGAAGUGAAAAGAUGGUUUCGUCUGAUGUAUGAACGCCAAAGGAAUGUAGGAUUUCAUAAUUUUACCCCUCCUGUCCUUUUCAAGGCUAUUUAAAAGUACUGUUCUUUUCGGCAAAGUGCGCAGGUGUUCACUGUUGUUUUUCUAAAAUUUCGAAAGUUUUGCGCCACCACCGGAUGUUGUCUCAUAACAUGAAAACGUGAGAGAAAAGAAGAAAAGAAAGGGAUGUCUCAUCAUUCUUCUCCCCUCCUCUCUCCCCUUUUAUUAAUGAGAAAAUAGGGAACCGAAGCUCAAACCGCCGUUUAUUUCGUUCAAAGACCACAUGUUAUCAUUGUCAGACUCAUUAAUUACUCCUGAAUUCAUUCGAACUAGCGGAAUGAAGUGUGACGUGAAUUCUAAUAAAAGAUACAAAAAGCAGGGAAAGCAAAGGAUACAAUUGCAGGAUCGUUGAUUGGUGUCAUCCUUCUGUACAACAAGCCCAUCGGAUUCUCUCGUCAAGACGAGAAGUAUAUCAAGCGGUUCUCGUAUUUCGUCGCCAACGGCAUCGCCCACGUGAGUUCCCUUUCCAGGCGGAAUACGGUAGAGGAUGAGUUCUUGAUCAUCUGAUUCUUGCGCUCGUUGUUUGAUUCCGCCCUUCUCUUGUUCCUACAAAUCUUGCCGCUGGUCAGAAUUUUUUGUUGUAAACCAUUGUUUGGACACCUGUAGGCUGGUGUCAUGCAGGGAAUAUAGCAUCUUUCCGGUGACAUUGACGACCAUUGACGGUCUAUUUGUAGGCAAUCCUGGCGAAGCAAAUCGAGGAGGUUCGGACUCGGAUCCAUAUGGUCGAAGAGUUCAAGAUUCAGGGAGAAGAUGCGGUGGUGAGAAAUCAUUCUAUGAGCUUCAGCACUAACAGUGUGCGUUUUUCAGAUAGAAGAAGUCGAUAUCAUGCGCCUUGUGAACGAUCCUCUUCGCGAUUGGCGUUACUUCAGCCAGAACUUUGCCGACUUCUCGUUCCCGCCUAGAUCCGUCGGCGAGAACCACUUCCAUCGGGCCUCUAUGAUGUUUUUCGAGGACCUUGGCUUCACGAUGCUCUACAAGCUCAACAAACGGAAGCUCUCUUAUCUCGUACUGCGAGUUUCAGCUGGCUAUCGUCCAGUUCCCUAUCAUAACUGGUCUCAUGCCUUCGCCGUCACUCACUUCUGCUGGCUGACAAUGAGAACAGACGCCGUGAGAAGGGCUCUCAGUGACAUGGAGCGACUUUCGUUGCUCAUCGCGUGUCUUUGCCACGACAUCGAUCACCGAGGGACGACGAACUCGUUCCAAAUGCAGUCUCUUCAGAAGACGCCGCUUUCUGUUUUGUACAGCACUGAGGGAAGUGUGCUCGAAAGACAUCACUUUGCACAGACUGUUAAACUGCUGCAGGUACAGUCAACCCGCUAGAUAAUUCGAUUACCCCUUUUACAGCAAGAAGAAUGCUCCAUAUUGGAGAACCUGCCGGGGGCUGACUUCCGUAUCAUUGUGAACACCAUCCGAGAGGUCAUUCUUGCUACCGAUAUAUCUGCCCAUCUCCGGAAACAGGAACGAAUCCGGACGAUGAUUGACGAGGGAUAUAAUCCGAUGUCUCUCGAUCACCGAUACCUCCUGAUGUCUCUAGUCAUGACUGCUUCCGAUCUUUCCGAUCAGGCAAAGAACUUCCAUAAUGCAAAGCGCAUUGCCGAAAACAUUUACCUGGAAUUCUUCGCUCAAGGAGAUCUCGAGUUGCAGUUGGGUGUGAAACCCCUCGAAAUGAUGGACCGAACGAACGCCUAUGUGCCGACCGUCCAGAUUGAUUUCCUCAAAAAGAUCGGAGUGCCAGUGUUCAAGUAUGUUCUCUUUUCCAGAAUCACAACAGCAAUAACUAUUUUUCAGUCUGCUGGCAAGUGUGAUACCUGAAGGACGCACAACGGCAGAGGCUAUCGAAGCGAAUCAUCUGUGUUGGAUGGCUCUCCACGAAGAAGUGCACAACAAUCCGGCGGCAACGAAUGCUUUAGAAUAUCUGCGUGACGAGAAUCUUGAACGAAGAGUGAGCAAUUCCGGCCUAGGGGUUACUUCGAGCGGAUCGCUUUCAGAUUUACGAUAGAGUUCGCAAGCAGGAUCCGAGAGCCGCUGAAGUUGCGUCGAAACGGUUCGAGCCAGUUUAUGCGAAUGGAACUGUGACACAAAGGCAGGACAUUCUGGACCAUCGAUUCGACGGAUACGAUAAAAAGUAUCAGAUUGGGUGCAACAGUGGAAACCAGAAUAACGGAAAACAGCAGCAGGUGCGGUCACUUCAGAAGGCAAAAGCCAUGGUAAUCAAUCGAUUUCCUUGUUCAUGAAAACUAUUAUAUUCAUUACAGGCGGCCGAAGACGUUGUGCUGCUGAAACCAAUGGACAACGGAGUUCCGAAUUCAUCCCGUCGUGGAUCGCGCACUCCCCGCCGUCUGUGGAGACGCGCGCGGCAGCUGAUUUCUGCAAUGUCUUCCUCGUGUGCUUCGUGCUCUCCUCUUCCCUCAAGACGACAGAUCAGUGAAGAUUCCGAAUCUUCUUGA